Molecule: messenger RNA, 672 nt
Organism: Penicillium crustosum
Lineage: Eukaryota; Fungi; Ascomycota; Eurotiomycetes; Eurotiales; Aspergillaceae
Product: bifunctional thymidylate/uridylate kinase
Exons: 2
Coding region: 1-672 (223 amino acids)
Biological process (GO): dUDP biosynthetic process; dTTP biosynthetic process; dTDP biosynthetic process
Cellular component (GO): cytoplasm; cytosol; nucleus
Molecular function (GO): ATP binding; dTMP kinase activity
Source: RefSeq, a predicted model, not a curated record
AUGACAGGCACAUCAGCCCCGCCGACGCGACGCGGAGCUCUCAUUGUUGUCGAGGGACUCGACCGCGCGGGCAAAUCGAGUCAAUGUGAGAUGCUACGGGAUUCGCUCUCGCAGCAAGGGCACGUGGUUAAAUACAUUCGAUUCCCAGACAGAACGACACCCAUUGGGCAAUUGAUUGAUAGCUAUCUACGCGGCACGUCGCACCAAGACGACCAUUCCAUUCACCUCCUUUUCUCGGCGAACCGGUGGGAGAUUGCAAAGAGCAUCGAAGAAGAUAUCACGAACGGAACAACAGUUAUUGUAGACCGAUACUCAUAUUCCGGUGUUGUCUACUCCGCCGCGAAAGCGAAUCCCACACUAUCACUGGAGUGGGCAUGGCAGCCAGAAAUCGGUCUGCCGCGCCCGGAUAUCUGCCUAUUCCUUAGUAUUUCACCAGAGGAAGCAGCGAAGCGCGGUGGGUUCGGUGCCGAGCGAUAUGAAAACGAGGCAAUGCAGACCCGUGUGCGAGAGCUCUUCCGGACGAUCUUCGAGAAGCAGGAGGAUGUUUCCAUUAUCGAUGCGGGUAAAUCCAUCGAUGAGGUGUCACAAGAGAUACAGGGUGCUGUAGCUGGUUGCAUUGCGCGUUUGGACGUGACCGGCGCGUUGAGGAAAUUGGAGCCUCUUGCGAAUUAG